CUCCUUUUUUUCUUUUUCACUGUUGGCUCAAUCUUCAGUCAUGCCGUCCAUCGUCGCCAGCAGUACCAUUGUUGCGUCGCUGGGAUUGUUUGCGACCUCGUUCAUUCUCUGCGUCGUCGCCGUCUCCACGCCCAUGUGGCUCGAUCGCGAGUCCUUUGGGACGCAUACGAGGCUCGGCAUUGUGCACCAGUGCUGGCCGUCCUUGUCGGGCUCCGAGUACUGCAUGGUCGCGCCUAUCGACCAGCUGCCCGUCGCUUGGCAGGCCGCCUACUGCCUGAUGGUCGUUGGAAUGAUCUCGCUCUUUGGCGCCAUUCUGUGCUCGCUCGGCGCUUGGUACAACACCCACAGCAUGCGCAUUGCAUGUAACCUGGGAUUCUUUGCUGCGUGCUUGCUCGCUUUGGCCACUCUCAUCUUCCCGGGAGGAUUUAGCUCGCCUCUUGUGAGCGGGAAGGCAUUCAAGCUGCCCGAGAAUGUCUCUGUGGGCUAUUCUUAUAUUCUGUUCAUCCUGUCAACGUUGUUUGCGUUCUUGGCCGAGCUGUUUGCUGCACGAAUCAUUCUGCCAGUCCACUUUUGAACCUGCCUCCCUUCUUGCGGGGAGGUACCUUUCCACGAGCCGAGGGAUGAAUCGCUGUGGCAGCUAUGGCUUCCUUGGCAACCAUAGCGGGGUCACUGGAGUAUCCCAUCGUGAGAUACUCCAUCUGAUUGUUAACACUCUUUGUUUUUUGCGUUCGUUGUUGUUGUUGUUGUCGGGUUUCUUUUUCGUUUUGUUUUUUUUCUGCCGUUUGUUAGUUGAAUGGAUCCAGAAUGGAUUCUGUAAUUACACCACCAUUGUAAAUAAAUGUAACACCACCACGAAACGUCUUGCUCGGAGCCCGCAGCGAA
This is a messenger RNA of Capsaspora owczarzaki ATCC 30864, 882 nucleotides long. RefSeq lists its product as hypothetical. Lineage: Eukaryota; Filasterea; Ministeriida; Capsasporidae. The record is from RefSeq and is a predicted model, not a curated record. The transcript is spliced from 3 exons. Gene Ontology annotation, biological process: negative regulation of smoothened signaling pathway. Gene Ontology annotation, cellular component: Golgi apparatus; ciliary membrane. Bases 41 to 574 code for a protein of 177 amino acids.